Molecule: messenger RNA, 2016 nt
Organism: Cavenderia fasciculata
Lineage: Eukaryota; Evosea; Eumycetozoa; Acytosteliales; Cavenderiaceae
Gene: sdhA
Product: succinate dehydrogenase
Exons: 2
Coding region: 1-2016 (671 amino acids)
Biological process (GO): tricarboxylic acid cycle; mitochondrial electron transport, succinate to ubiquinone
Molecular function (GO): flavin adenine dinucleotide binding; succinate dehydrogenase (quinone) activity; electron transfer activity
Source: RefSeq, a predicted model, not a curated record
AUGAAUUUUUUUGAAUUUUUUGCCAACAUGUUUGUUGAUCAUCAGCAACUCACUGCAGACUUUGUUAUUAUAUUUGAGAUGUUAUCAAUUAGCAAGAAUAUUGUAAAAUCAAGCUUGAAAUUGAGCAAUGGUGUAAGAUCAUUCCACAGCAGUGCUCAAUUGAUGGUAAAUCAAUCACGUACUGGAUUUGAAAAGGGAGAGUCACAAGGACAGUUUUCACGUGCCUACCCAGUCAUCGAUCACACUUAUGACGCCAUCGUUGUUGGUGCUGGUGGUGCUGGUUUGCGUGCAGCUCUCGGUCUCACAGAAAAGGGACUCAAGACAGCUUGUAUCAGCAAGUUGUUCCCCACACGUUCACAUACCGUUGCCGCACAAGGUGGCAUUAACGCUGCGUUGGCCAAUGCCGACGUGGACGAUUGGAGAUGGCACGCAUACGACACUGUCAAGGGCAGUGAUUGGUUGGGCGAUCAAGACGCCAUCCACUAUAUGUGUCGUGAGGCUGUGCCCACCGUGCUCGAGCUCGAGCAGUAUGGUGUACCCUUUUCGCGUAUGGAUGAUGGCCGUAUCUACCAACGUGCGUUUGGUGGACAGUCCAAGAACUUUGGCAAGGGUGGUCAGGCCACACGUUGCUGUGCUGCUGCCGAUCGUACCGGUCACGCACUCUUGCACACUCUCUACGGACAGUCGCUCAAACACGACACUAAAUUCUUUAUCGAGUACUUUGUCACCGAUCUCAUCAUGGAGAAUGGCGAGUGUCGUGGUGUCAUUGCCUACUGCAUGGAGGACGGAACCAUCCAUCGUUUCCGUUCGCACGCCACCGUGCUCGCUACCGGCGGUUACGGACGUGCCUACUUUUCGGCCACAUCCGCACACACCUGCACCGGUGACGGUAACGCCAUGGUCACUCGUGCCGGUCUCCCAUGCCAAGAUCUCGAGUUUGUGCAGUUCCAUCCAACCGGUAUCUACGGCUCGGGCUGUCUCAUCACCGAAGGUGCCCGUGGUGAGGGUGGUUACCUCCUCAACUCUGAGGGUGAGCGUUUCAUGCCCAGAUACGCCCCAUCCGUCGCCGAUCUUGCCUCGCGUGACGUCGUGUCGCGUUCCAUCACCAUGGAGAUUCUCGCCGGCCGUGGUGUUGGCCCAGAAAAGGACCACGCCCUCCUCAACUUGACCCAUCUCUCACCAGACAUUAUCGAAGAGCGUCUCCCAGGUAUCCGUGAGACCGCCAUGAUCUUUGCCGGCGUCGACAUCACCAAGGAGCCAAUCCCCAUCUUGCCAACCGUCCAUUACAACAUGGGUGGUGUACCAACCAACUACAAGGGUGAGGUUGUCACCCGUCAACCAGGCGAAAAGACCGACACCGUCGUCAAGGGUCUCUACGCAGCCGGUGAAGCUGCCUGCGUGUCUGUGCACGGUGCCAACCGUCUCGGUGCCAACUCGUUGCUCGAUAUUGUCGUCUUUGGUCGUGCCUGCGCCAACACCAUCGCCGACACACUCGCCAAGGACACCCCACACCGUCCACUCCCCGCCAACGCCGGUGAAGAGUCGAUUGCCAACCUCGACAAGGUCCGUUUCGCCGACGGCACCCGUUCCACCGCCGAGCUCCGUCUCGAGAUGCAAAAGGUCAUGCAACGUCAUGCCGCCGUCUUUAGAGAUGGACCUAUCCUCAAGGAGGGUGUCACCAACAUUGACAAGUUUGCCCAAUCCCUCAAGACCGACCUCAAGACCACCGAUCGUAACAUGAUCUGGAACUCUGACUUGGUCGAGUCACUCGAACUCCAAAACCUCAUGACUCAAGCCGUAUUGACCAUGCAUUCAGCCGAAGCCCGUAAGGAAUCUCGUGGUGCUCACGCUCGUGAAGAUUUCACCGAAAGAGACGACGUCAACUGGAUGAAGCACACACUAUCAUAUUUGGAUGUUGAAACUGGAAAGGUCACUUUGGAUUACCGUCCAGUCAUUGGUCACACUUUGGAUGAAGCUGAAAUGCACUCUAUACCACCAGCCAAGCGUGUCUACUAA